Molecule: messenger RNA, 1375 nt
Organism: Neofelis nebulosa (Clouded leopard)
Lineage: Eukaryota; Metazoa; Chordata; Mammalia; Carnivora; Felidae
Gene: DRC10
Product: IQ motif containing D
Exons: 4
Coding region: 1-1338 (445 amino acids)
Molecular function (GO): protein binding
Source: RefSeq, a predicted model, not a curated record
AUGGCUCUCGAUGUCCUCGCCGUGGCCCCUCUCUACCAGGGCCCUGACAUCAACAGAAUGAGGCUGACAGCAGAGCUGUCCAAAAAGCCGGCCUCCCCGCUAAAACCCUUGGUCCCCUCGAAGUCCAAACUCACCACCAUCGAGACCAAGAGGGUCAUGUCCGUACUGGACGAGACCAUCCACAAGGUGGAGCUGGUGACCCUGCUCUCACACUUGGCUUCCAAGGACGAGGCUCUGGAGGGGAUCCUGGGAGGGGACGUCAGGAGGGCGGUGAGAGAGCACGAGGACCUGUGUCGCAGCCUCCUGGACAGCGUCGCUUACCUGCAGGAUAAGGAGAGGCGGCUGCAGGAGGAGGAAGAGUCUGAGGACGAGGGAUGGCUCAGAGACCGCCUCCUCUCCGUGCAGCUGCAGAAAUCCAACCUACUGCCGCUCAUGGAGCACAUCAGAGAGUCCACCAAGGACGUCCUGAGACUCUUGCUCGAUAACCCGCAGGCGGCAAAGCUCUCGGAGACGCACGCGCUGGGCAGAAGCGCGGAAGCCCAGCGUUUUAUUGACUGCCUGAUGGAACUGCGGGGCUUCCUGUUCGAGAAGCUACUCACCAGCCCCAUGGAAGCCAGGGAGAAGACUCAGUUCAUACAGGAUGUCAGUAGACAGAACAGGAGGAACCAGGACAUCAUUGAUGCGCUGGAGAAUGAGUUGGCGGCGAGCAUGAAGAACAGGGACGCAGAGGUGGAGAAAGAGAACUUCGUAAUCCAAGAACUGAAAAACCACCUGCACCAGGUGCUCAGGCUCUCCGAGAACAACCUCCUUCGCACCAAGCAGGAGGCCGAGAAGCAGCAGAAGGCACACUUCCGGGCCUCGCAGGCCAGGGUGGCCAAGAUCCAGCAGGAGAUACUGCUGCUGAGGUCACAACACCACAACCUGGUCGUGGAAAACCGGGAGGCAGAGCAGGCGCUGAGGAAGAAGAAAUACAAAGUGGAGACGGAAAUUGAGAACUGGAUCCAGAAAUACGAUAUGGAGAUGGGCGAGAAGCAGGACGAGUACGAGGAGCUCGACAUCAUCCACAAGGAGGAGCAGGUCCAGCUGGAGGAGCUGAGGCAGAGGUACAAGGUGCUCGUGGAGGAGUUCGCCCAGAUCCGGGCCGAGCGGGAGGUCGAUGCCAAGAAGAAGACGGAGGCCGAGCAGGAGGUGCUGCGCAUGGUGCGGGCUGCUACACUCAUCCAGGCCGUGUGGAAGGGCUACCUGGUCCGUUCCGUGCUCAGGUCCAGGAAGAAGCGAAGCAAGAGCAAAGGGAGGGGCAAGGAGAAGGGCAGGGGCAAGGGCAAGGGCAGGAAGUGAGUCUCCCCCCGGGGGCCCCACUCCCGACCCGGGCCGC